AUGCGUUUAUUUUUUGUUGUUCUGGCUAAACCUCUUGGUCAAUCGUCCGCAGUUCACAUUACUGAAGAGAAUAAUACUAUUGGUGGUAAAACAUUCCAUGAAAACGAACUCACCAUUUUUGAACUCAAGAAAUUGAUAUGGAAAGAGUUAUACGGGGGUGAAGUAGGUUCUAACAGGGUUAAUCAAUGGACGCUAUGGAAAGUCAAAGAUCUUAUCGAAGGAGACGAGAAGUGGAAGGCACUUGAAGAUAUUGAAGAUAUUGAAGAUACUAUGGGUCUUAAAGAAGUUUUUUCCGCUGACACUCCGAAAGGUGUGAUCCACAUCCUCGUGCAACCUCCACCUUCCGCCACCACUAACGUGCCCAAAGUCAAGGGAAUAUCAAGACUAGGAGGUCUUGGAGGAACAAAUAUGAAAAGAAAGGAAGAUGGUUUAUGCUACGAAGGUCUUGAUCUUACUCACAUUGAAAAUGUAUGUCAGAGAAAGCCGACAAUUAAGAGAUUACUUGAUGAUCUGUUUGAGAAACGUAUUAUUCUAAUUCGAUCGCCAUCAAUGGCCGGUAAAACGUCACUUUCACAACUACUGGAAUAUAAUAUUCUUCAAUCAGAUGAAGCGAAGAAAGGAUCUAGAUGUGUAUUUCGCAUUUCAUUAUUGUGGAUGGUUAAAUACGUAGACGAAUGGACAUUUGCAGAAGGAUUCAAAAUACUCAUGAAUAUGAAAUGGGAUGAAUUUAUACAAUUAUCAUUUGCUUCUUGCGGACACUACGGCGCUUACAUUAUUCAUGGAGAUCAUUCAGUUAUGGAUAUUUCGCCACCAUCUAUUCUUCAUAAGAACAACACAUGGGGAUUUGCAGAUGUUCGUUUUACUAAAGAGGAGUUUGAUGAUUACUUUAAUCAAUUAUGUGAAAUGCGUCUUCGAAUGUUAAAAAAAGAUGACAUUCCAUUUCUUCGGAAUUAUGUACGUGAGAUAACAGCUUAUCAUCCUGGAUUUGGUAAAGGUAAGGAUGGCCGGCUUUUUGAACGUGUAUGGCAAAUGGAAUUCUACCGUGCAUCAUUACAAGUUCUUCCUGAAGACAUAUAUCCUUCCGUUGAUGUUGGAAAAGCAUUUGGAUCAAAGGGAUAUGUGGAUUUUUAUGUAAAUGAUAAGUGUAAUUGGGCUAUUGAACUAUUGAGAGAUGGAGUAAAGUUAAAUGAGCAUCAACAGAGAUUUCACAUAUAUGUUCCUAUUCUUAGACACACAAAACAGUGGGCGAUUAUUGAUAUUCGGGAUGGUAAUAUGAAAGCUUCAGAGUCAGAGAAACGUGAAAGAAAUGAUAUUUAUGUUAUUUGUGCCGAAAAUUUUGAAACUGUUCAGUUGGUGUAUCCUAAUGGAGAUGAAGAGGAUAUUUGGUUACUAGGCAAAGAAAAUUUGCUUGGAUAUGAUUUAUCAGAAUUUUUAGACGAUCAAGAUUAUCAAAUGGAAAUAAUGGAAAUUGAUUACUAA
Messenger RNA from Funneliformis mosseae, 1479 nucleotides. Lineage: Eukaryota; Fungi; Glomeromycota; Glomeromycetes; Glomerales; Glomeraceae. The record is from the annotation of a GenBank genome assembly.